AUGAUACGGAAGGUACCUAGAGCUAGAUUUGAUAUAGUAUUACAUGAAAAAUAUAUUAAGUUAUAUGGUAAAUCUAUAUUUCAUAUUAUAUCAUAGAAAAGUAUUUUAAAAAUUUAUUUAUUACCUAAACCGGAUGAAGAAAUGGAUUAUUUUUUAAUAUCUAUAAUUCCACCAUUGAGUGAUAGUAUGAUUUUUAUACAUAAACCAUUAAUACAUAUACCAUAUGAAGAAAUUAUUUUAAUUUCAGAUGAUGAAGAUAUAAGUGAGGGAACAGAUGAAGGAGAAGUAGAAGAAUCGGAUAGUAGUCAAAUUAGUGAAUCAGAUAAUGAUGAAAUAUUAACAGAAGAAUCAAUAA
Messenger RNA from Alosa alosa (allis shad), 355 nucleotides. RefSeq names its product FACT complex subunit SSRP1-like. Gene Ontology annotation, cellular component: nucleus. The transcript has 4 exons. NCBI's taxonomy places the organism in Eukaryota, Metazoa, Chordata, Actinopteri, Clupeiformes, Clupeidae. The record is from RefSeq and is a predicted model, not a curated record. The annotation marks the transcript as partial. Gene Ontology annotation, molecular function: DNA binding.